UUGAACUCGUCGCAAGCAGUCAGACUAUGCGAGUCGUUGCCACGCUGCUCCUGCUGCUCUGCCUCGUGCAGCCCCUCGUUGCGGAUCUGAGCCCGAUCUGCAGCUCCAUGGCGACGUGCUUGGCCCACGGUGCGACGCCGUGCGACCGGGCGACCCAGCUCUGCCCACCGUGCCUCUACACGGACGCCAAGGGCAAGAAUCUCUGCUACGAACGCGUGACCGGCACCAAAAUCUGCCCCUUCCAAGGCACGCUGGCCGACUGCUCGACGACCGAUGUCAUCAUUCCCAAGAUCCUCAACAAGACUGCAACGGCGACGCCCGAAGCGACGACGGUGGGGCCCGACGACGCGUCUGUCUGGAACGGCCUUGCGAUUGGCAUGACCGUCACGACGAUCCUCCUCCUGCUUACAUUUAUUGUCCUCGGCGUCCUCUUCUAUCGCCGGUCGCGCCAGCAGCAGGCCGACCACUGGCUCUACGCGACGAACGUCGAGACGUCGCCCAUUCCCCACAGUGGCUACAAGGGAUCGCAAGGCGGGUUCAAGCCCUCGCAGUACGAGGUCCGAGGCCACACGAACGGCAACCAGUGCACACCGGUCAUGGCCGACAACGAGACGCAGUUAUCGGCCUGCGAUGUCAUGAUGGAAACCAAGUCGGACGGUCGAGACAGUAGCCGCGUCCCGAUGAUGAUGGAGGCCAAGUCGGACUGGCGAGAUAGCCGCCCGGUCAUGAUGGAGGCCAAGGCUGACUGGCGAGACAAUCGCCAGUCCAACAUUCUACACCAUUAGCCAGGAAUGCACACCGUCAUAAUUAUACAACCCUAGUUUUUGCUAUACGAGGGUGAACGCCGC
Molecule: messenger RNA, 848 nt
Organism: Saprolegnia diclina VS20
Lineage: Eukaryota; Oomycota; Saprolegniomycetes; Saprolegniales; Saprolegniaceae
Exons: 3
Coding region: 27-785 (252 amino acids)
Source: RefSeq, a predicted model, not a curated record